Molecule: messenger RNA, 4006 nt
Organism: Mycena citricolor
Lineage: Eukaryota; Fungi; Basidiomycota; Agaricomycetes; Agaricales; Mycenaceae
Source: the annotation of a GenBank genome assembly
AUGCGCGCUUUUCAGAAACUGAUCAAAUCUCCUGCACUCUUCCCAAUACCGCGAACCCACGGGAUCCUUCUGCGCCGGAUGUCCUCAUCUCCUGCACCCGCUGGCGAUGCGCCCAAUUCGAAAAACGCAGGUUCGCUCCGCGCUCCGAUUUCGCGCCAGACGACAGCCAGCUCACACCACUACUCAGCGAAGAACGAGCAGAAACGAUUAGAGAAGGCCGCGAAAUUUGCAGCCAAGAACGCACUCAAAGCUGCUGCUGCAUCCUCCCCUGCAGCCGGAGACAAGAAGGAGAAGGAGAAGGAGAAGGAGAAGAAGGAUGUCGAACCGCCUUUCGUGAACAAGACACCCCCCGGAGAGAAAAAGGAUACCAACGAGCCCAUGGCUGCCGGCUAUAAUCCCAUCGCGGUCGAAGCCGCUUGGUACGACUGGUGGAUGAAAGAAGGAUUCUUCCGACCUCAAUUCACUCCCGAUGGCCAAAUCAAGCCCGAAGGUCUUUUCGUCAUCCCUGCUCCGCCGCCGAACGUCACUGGAAGUCUGCACAUUGGACACGGCUUGACGACAGCUAUCCAAGACACCCUUGUGCGAUGGAAUCGGAUGCUGGGCAAAACCGUGUUGUUUGUUCCGGGCUUUGACCAUGCGGGUAUAUCGACCCAGUCUGUGGUCGAGAAGCGCUUGUUCAAGGAUACUGGCCGAACGCGGCACGAUCUCGGACGUGAGAGGUUUUUGGAGACCGUCAUGGACUGGAAGAAUGAUUACCAGAACCGGAUCACACGACAACUGCAUAGACUUGGUGGCAGUUACGAUUGGGACCGCGUUGUUUUCACCAUGGACGAGAAACGCAACAAAGCUGUGAUCGAGGCUUUCUGUCGCCUACACGAAGACGGUGUGAUCUACCGAGCCAACCGUCUGGUUCACUGGUGUGUGAAGAUGAACACAACGCUUUCCAAUCUCGAGGUCGACCAGAAACAAUUGAACGGGCGGACAAUGCUCACCGUACCGGGAUACGGCCCGAACGAACGAUUCGAAUUUGGUGUGAUUGUGUCCUUCAAGUACAAGAUCGAGAACUCGGACGAAACAAUCACCGUCGCUACGACCCGACCUGAGACUAUGCUUGGGGACACUGCGAUCGCCGUUCACCCCGCCGAUCCCCGGUACACCCACCUUCACGGCAAAUUUGCCAUACACCCCUUCCUGCCUAACCGCCGCCUCCCGAUCGUGACUGACGACAUCAUCGUGGACAUGGAAUUCGGGACUGGUGCUGUGAAGAUUACGCCGGCGCACGACCCGAACGAUUAUGAGGUCGGCACGCGCCAUAAUCUGGAAUUCAUCAACAUCUUGAACGACGACGGCACGUUCAACGCGAAUGCGGGCGAGCGCUUCAAAGGAAUGAAGCGGUUCCACGCACGUGUUGCUGUUGUGCAGGCGCUCAAAGACGAGGGACUGUACGUCGAUACCAAAGAUAACCCAAUGCAAAUUCCUCUGUGCAGCAAAUCUGGUGACGUCGUCGAGCCUAUAUUGAAGCCCCAGUGGUGGGUAGACUCUAAACCCCUGGCAGAGGAGCGCACUCGGGCUGGUGAACUUCUGAUCACACCCAAGCAGUCUGAGAACGAGUGGUACCGAUGGCUGGAAGGCAUUCAAGACUGGUGUAUCUCACGACAGCUCUGGUGGGGACACCGCUGUCCCGCCUACUUUGUGGACGUUGACGGCCAGAAUCGUGAUCGAAAUGAUGGAAAGAAUUGGGUGGUGGGGCGGACUUUGGAAGAGGCCACUGAGCGCGCCGCUGCCCUCGCCGGCGGUCUGAGCUUCACUCUGCACCAAGACGAAGAUGUGCUGGACACGUGGUUCUCAUCCGGCCUGUGGCCAUUCUCAAUCAUGGGCUGGCCCAAUGAGUCGUCCCCCGACUUGAACAAAUUCUUCCCAAAUACCCUGCUCGAGACAGGCUGGGAUAUCAUCUUCUUCUGGGUCGCACGUAUGGUGUUGCUUGGUGUCAAGCUGACCGGUAAAGUGCCGUUCCACGAGGUGCUGUGCCACGCAAUGAUCCGGGACGCACACGGCCGCAAGAUGAGCAAGUCCCUCGGGAAUGUCAUCGACCCGAUUGACGUGAUCGAGGGUGUGUCUCUGGAGAAGCUGCACGACCAACUGCGUCAAGGCAAUCUGGACGAGAAGGAGAUCGAGAAAGCUAUUGCCGGGCAGAAGAAGGAUUUCCCCAAGGGCAUUCCGCAGUGUGGCACCGACGCGCUGCGGUUCGCGCUCUGCGCUUACUCGGCUGGAGGUCGUGACAUCAACUUGGAGAUCAUGCGUGUAGAAGGAUACCGCAAGUUCUGCAACAAGAUCUUCAAUGCAACCAAAUUCGCAAUGCUCAAGCUCGAUGACAAAUUUGUUCCGGAGCCGACGGCUAAGCCAACAGGCAGGGAGAGUUUGGUCGAGCAGUGGAUUAUGCAUAAGCUCAACAUUGCUGCGAGCGAGAUCAACACGCAUCUCGCUGAGCGGAACUUCAUGUUGGCCACAUCGGCUGCAUACAACUUUUGGCUGUAUGAGCUCUGUGAUGUGUAUAUUGAAGCAAUGAAACCAAUGACGGACGAGGCAGCACCUGCAUCACAGCGUCUAUCCGCUCAACAAACAUUGUAUACGUGCCUGGAUCUUGGUCUGCGGAUGCUGCAUCCGUUCAUGCCGUUUGUGACAGAAGAAUUAUGGCAGCGACUUCCCCGCAGGCCCAAUGAUUCGACACCGACGAUCAUGCUGGCCGCAUAUCCUGUGUUUACUGAGGACUAUGUGUUCGAGUCAGCCGAUCGACAGUUCAAUCUCGUCUUCAGUGCAUUGAAAACAGGUCGUUCGCUCGCGUCGUCUUACAACCUGCAGAGUAACAUCCAACUGUUCAUCCACGCUCAGACCGAGUCGGAAGUCGCGCUUUUUGAGUCCCAGGCCUCAACGAUCGUUUCUCUGACCAAAGGGUGCAAGAGCGCCCAAGUCGUGCGUGACAUCAAGGACAUCCCUGAAGGCUGCGGCGGAGCUGUUGUGACACCCAGCGUGGCCGUCCACGCGCUUGUCCGUGGGCUCGUCGAUCUGGACGUGGAGAUCGCCAAAUGCGACAAGAAGCUCGAUGUCGUGCGCAACAACCUGCAGCGCUUGGCCAAGGUUGAGUCCCAGGCUGAUUACGAGACUACGGUGCCCGAGAAUGUUCGGGAAGCGAAUGCGGAGAAGCGCAAGACGAUCGAGGCUGAGUUGGCCACACUUGAGUUGAGCAAAGCGAUGUUCGUCAAGUUGCAGUAGACUGGAUUACGCAUGAUGUGUCGCUGUACUUUUUAUAUGUAGAUAAUAUAGUCGAGGUCCAUCAGUCAGCUUCCUGCUGACGUCAUCAUCAUCUCUUUCUCUUCCUUCUACCAACUUUUCACGACGUCCUCAUGCUCCCUUUGCGCAUCUUUAGAAACAUUGGCGUCUCGAUGCCUCUGCGGAGCUUUUCCACUCCGUAUUCUUCGCUUCGGGCUACUGUGCGUCUUAGACAAGGCGUCCGACCCAAUCCGUUCCCGCGUCGAUCACCCUACUCGACCGCUCCCGCGCUCCCCCAACCGAAUCCCAACGCAGACUCUCCAGCGGCCGAACCACCACGAAUCCAGCCGCGGCUGUCGAUCACAUUCACGUGCACGGCCGGCGACUGCACCACGCGGAGUACACAUGAGUUCUCGAAGCACGCGUACGAGAAGGGGAUCGUGCUCGUUCAGUGUCCUGGGUGUCAUACUCGGCAUCUCAUUGCGGACCAUAUCGGUUGGUUCAAAGAGAGCACAGAGGAAGGGAAGCUGAGGACAGUAGAGGACUUGCUCCGCGCUCGGGGUGAAACCGUCAAGCGCGGCGCACUUGAUGCUGACGGCGGUGUCGUUGAAUACACACCUUGAGCUUCCGUCGGCGCGCCAAAAGUUGUUUUGUAAUAAAUACCGUACAUAGUACAUACACACUAGUGAUGCUAAUGACCUUCUGUAUCCAUAUAUCCCCGCUCUUGUAAACCAUCCGA